AUGGAUAGAACCGAUGAGUUUGUGAAAAUAAUCCAAACCACGCUCAUUCCUCAGCAAGGAAAGCCUCUUCUUUCAUCUCCAUACAUAGAGGCAUUUGAAAUAGAUACUAUGAUAGAGAGGACGCUUUCUGAAAUAUCCAGAAUGCUGGAUAAGGAAAGAGUAUAUGAGUCGUUUACAUUACAGUCGAAGAUAGAUAGGGCCUCUGAGCUGGUGGGAAAGAUGCGGGAUGUCGCAAGGCUUGAGAUGAGGUGCAGAAAUGAUCAGGAAGCUGCAUCAUAUGCCAAUCUCGAAGGGAUGAUCAAAAACAGAGUGUCGAGAUAUAGUAUAAAAUUGAAGGAAUUCAUCAACAAAAGAAACGAAAGGAGGCAGGCUAUAAGUGAGAGGAGAAAAGAGUUUGACUCCGAGUGCUCUCUGGAGCAUCAAGACACUGUGCUUAUGGAGAGGGAAGUUGUCACAGAAAGAAUCAAGGAAAGACAGAAGAUAUCGAUGCAGAUCAGCGAGAUAGGUCAGAUAAUGGAGGAGAUAAGUAUGCAUGUGUCUCUUCAAGAAGAAAGCUUCAGAAGAAUCGAUGACCUCAUGGCCACCUCGGACUCCCUCAUCUCUGGAAGCCUCGAUCUCAUGAAAAAAACCUGGGCAAAUGUAUCUGGCACACGCCCUGCAAUAAUCAAGUUCAUAGCGUUCUGGGUAGUGCUGGCAUUAGCUUUUUGGCUGCUAAGGAGGUGA
Messenger RNA from Encephalitozoon romaleae SJ-2008, 723 nucleotides. RefSeq names its product putative syntaxin-like protein. Bases 1 to 723 code for a protein of 240 amino acids. The record is from RefSeq and is a predicted model, not a curated record. NCBI's taxonomy places the organism in Eukaryota, Fungi, Microsporidia, Unikaryonidae. The transcript has a single exon.